Molecule: messenger RNA, 1519 nt
Organism: Panicum virgatum (switchgrass)
Lineage: Eukaryota; Viridiplantae; Streptophyta; Magnoliopsida; Poales; Poaceae
Product: probable calcium-binding protein CML30
Exons: 1
Coding region: 380-1102 (240 amino acids)
Molecular function (GO): calcium ion binding
Source: RefSeq, a predicted model, not a curated record
CCGAAAUCCUGCCGACGCCCUUACUAUCUCCCCAACGUCCCCACGCGCAAUUCCGUGAGUAUCGGAUCUGUUGAGGGGUGCAAGUGCAAACUUAUUUUUAGUUUUAAAAGGAAAUGGAUCGAUCUUAACCACCCACGAUCCACCAGGUCACCGCUUCCGCGAUCGGGCAACGCAACCGCCUCCUCCCCCGGCACCACCACCACCCCCACGCUCCGCCCGCCGCCGUCGGGGCCUCCUGCUCUCCCCUCAUAUACUCCGACUCCACCAGCCGCCCCCCCCUCUGCCUUUCCUCCUCCAGCCUCCAGAUCUCCCUCUCCCCCGGCCCGUUCACACACACUCGUGAAGAGCGUGUGCAAGCGCAGGCAAAGCACACACACCCAUGGCGCCUCUGCUCCUGCUCUUCAUCCUCGGCGGCCUCUGCGCCCUCUUCUCGCUCACCACCUCCUCGCGCGCCGGCGCCAAGAAGUGCGGCGACGUCAAGAGCGCAGGCGCCGGCAAGGACGGCAGCGAGGGGGAGGCGGCGGCGCGGGGGGACGGGGCGAGGAAGCAGGCGCGGCCCGACCCGGAGGCGGACCUGGGCAUCGUCUUCUCCACGUUCGACCACGACGGCGACGGCUUCAUCACGGCGGUCGAGCUGGAGGAGUCGCUGCGCCGGCUCGGCAUCGCCAUGUCCGCCGACGAGGCCGCCGCCAUGGUGGCGCGCGUCGACGCCAACAGCGACGGGCUCAUCGACAUCCACGAGUUCCGGGAGCUCUACGACUCCAUACCCAAGAAGCGGAAGCACCAGCACCCCGCCGCCGAUCUCGGCGCGGCGAGUAGGGAGGUGCCCGUGGAGGACGCCGAGGAAGAAGAGGCCGGGGAGGAGGAGGAGGAGGAGAGGGACCUGCGGGAGGCGUUCGACGUCUUCGACGGCAACAAGGACGGGCUCAUCUCCGCUGAGGAGCUCGGCACCGUGCUGGGCUCCCUCGGCCUGCGCCGCGCCGGCGCCGGCAGGCCCGCCGUCGCCGAGUGCCGCGACAUGAUACGCCUCGUCGACAGCGACGGCGACGGCAUGGUCAGCUUCGAGGAGUUCAAGCGCAUGAUGACCGUCGUCAAGGCCUAAGCUCCUCCUCUUCUCCUCACAGAUCAAAUACGGAGUAUAACCAAAACCUGGAGCGGAUUUAUUUGCAAAGGCAAGUAACGUUAUUUUGUUCUUGGAUCGGAACAGUUUCAUCGUGUUGUUAGUAGAAGCGCGAUCAAUUAACACAAGGAGCUCGUAUUUGUUUAUGGGGAGUUGAAAGCUGGAUCAAGUAGCUUCUCGCUCUGUGUUUCUCCCCUGUUCUUGAAUCUUCAUCACUUCCUCCUCCUCCUCCUCCUUUCCAGUCUAAUUAUUUCAUACUUCUCCUUAGUUCUGGUUACUGUUUUGACUGACAAGCAUCAGACAUGUAUGUAAAUAUUAGUUCUUGCUCGCUGUCAGGUUGAUCUGUGGAAAAAGAACAACAGGAUGAAUGGAAAUCCCAACGAAUGACUUUGUUCAUUU